AUGUGCAAGGCCUUCCCCACCACGUUGAAAGUGCCCGCAAGGAUAUGGUUCAGUAGGCUGACGCCCAACUCCAUUAGUUCCUUCAAGGAGUUGAGUGCCCAAUUCGCAUCGCACUUCAUCAGGGGACACAGGUAUAAGAAAUCUACUGCAUGCCUGAUGAAUAUUAAGCAGCGGGAGGAUGAGACGUUGAGGUCUUACAUAACCCGUUUUAAUAAGGAAGCACUCUCGAUCGACGAAGCUGACGAUAAGAUCCUCGUAGUAGCCUUCAUGAACGGAUUGCGAAAGGGUAAAUUCUUAUUCUCCUUAUACAAAAAUGACCUGAAAACCAUGUCAAAUGUGCUUUAUAGGGCCACUAAGUACAUGAAUGCUGAAGAUGCGCUGCAUGCACGUGAAGAAAAACCCAAGAAGAAAGAGAGGCAGGAGGAAGCCCGGCAGGAUAGGGGUAGGAAGAUGGCUAGAACAGGAGAAAAAAGAGAUGAUCAGCAAUCCAGGCCCCCGACGGGGAGGUUUACAAAUUUCACCCCCCUGAAUACCCCGAUUGAUCAAGUCCUGAUGUAG
Molecule: messenger RNA, 558 nt
Organism: Quercus lobata
Lineage: Eukaryota; Viridiplantae; Streptophyta; Magnoliopsida; Fagales; Fagaceae
Exons: 1
Coding region: 1-558 (185 amino acids)
Source: RefSeq, a predicted model, not a curated record